UUGUACUGAAGAGGUUAAUUGAAGACUUAAAGUUCCCGCGUGAGGAGAGGAACGCGGAACGAACCAUCGGCGAGCUCUGUACAGGCGGGACGAGAAACGGUCCUUUCUGUUUGCCUUGCUCUCCACGAGGUUCCUGCUGCCUAUCACCACCACCAUGGCACUCGAACUUGCCCACGAGAACAUCUGGUUUGACAAGUGGCGUGUGGAUGAUGCAGAACGGCAGUUUUACGAGAAGAAGUCUUCGCCUGCCGUGGGACUGUCCUGUGCGAGGCAGUCUUGCACAGGACAGGUGUUAGGUCUGGACUACAAGUGUGGGUUGGUGAGUGAAGUUGGUGAGUCAUCCCCAGCGGGCAAUGAGAAUGGCAGGCUUCCUCAGCAGGAGGCUUCCCCCGUCGCCAGCGAGCCCAACGAGGAAGGCUCGGGCCUGGGAUCUGUGGCCAGUCAGAUUGCUAAGGCGCGGCAAGAGAUAAAGAAUUCCCUUGUGUCUGCAAGUCACACCACCGGUGGCCAAGUGUCUGCUGAUGUACUCAACCGUCUCACAAAGCUGGAGUCUGAGAAUUCUGCCCUGUCAAAGACCGUGUCAACAUUGGAAAAGACAGUAGUGCAGCUUGUCAAGAGGUUGGAAGCUUUAGAAUGUGGUGGCAAGACCACAGUCUCAGCUACCACCUCAACCUCGGCUCCCAGCAAGCCUGAACCCAUGGAGGAGGACGAUGACGACGAUGAGGUGGACCUCUUUGGUUCUGAUGAUGAUGAGGAGGAAGAUGAGGCAGCAGCUAAAGUAAGAGAACAGCGUCUAAAGGAAUAUGCAGAGAAGAAGUCAAAGAAACCUGGACCCAUUGCCAAGUCCUCCGUCCUCCUCGACUGCAAACCUUGGGAUGAUGAGACAGAUAUGGCAGAGAUGGAGAAGGAAAUCAGGAAGAUCGAAAUGGAUGGCCUUAAUUGGGGUGCUGCUAAACUGGUGCCACUAGCAUUUGGGAUCAAGAAGCUUUCCAUUCUGUGCGUAGUUGAGGACGAGAAGGUGUCUAUAGAUGAUCUUAUAGAAAAGAUUCAAGAAAAUGAGGACUUUGUCCAGAGUGUUGACAUUGCUGCAUUCAACAAGAUUUAAUUUAUGCAUUCCAGUGCUAAGAUAAAAAUAAAUUUCUCUAUGUA
Messenger RNA from Portunus trituberculatus (swimming crab), 1149 nucleotides. Its product is annotated as elongation factor 1-delta-like. Gene Ontology annotation, cellular component: eukaryotic translation elongation factor 1 complex; cytosol. Gene Ontology annotation, molecular function: translation elongation factor activity; guanyl-nucleotide exchange factor activity. Bases 155 to 1105 code for a protein of 316 amino acids. Gene Ontology annotation, biological process: translational elongation. NCBI's taxonomy places the organism in Eukaryota, Metazoa, Arthropoda, Malacostraca, Decapoda, Portunidae. The record is from RefSeq and is a predicted model, not a curated record. The transcript has 10 exons.